UCAACACAGAACGUGAGGAUUUUCCGGAUCCUCGCACGCCUCUCUCUACUCCAGCCGGAUUGUGCUGCGGCUGAGAGGACCGUCUGGGCAGGAGCAGAAAUGGGUAGAAGCAUCUGGCAGAGUAGGAGACGACGUGAGCGGAGCCAACAGCAGAGCCCUGCCUUGGGGCAGAGUGGCCCUAGUGAGAGGGACACCGCAGGGACAUCGCAGAGCCCACAAGAUUCUGGCCACCAUGAUGCUGAGGUCCCAUCAACCUCAUCCGGCAGAGCUGAAGAGUCGUCUGCACCAGAACUUCCAGGCUUUUAUUUUGACCCUGAAAAGAACCGCUACUUCCGUUUACUCCCCGGUCAUAACAACUGCAACCCCCUCACGAAGGAGGGCAUCUGCCACAAGGAGAUGGAGAGCAGGCGGCUGCAGCUGCUGCACCAGGAGGACAAUCAGAGAAAGAAAAUUACCAGAAUGGGAUUUAACGCAUCCUCCCUCCUUCGAAAAAACCAGCUGGGUCUUCUCAACAUGACCAGUUAUUGCCGUUUAUCCCAUGAGCUGCGGGUGAGCUGCAUGGAGAGGAAAAAGGUAGAUAUUCAGAGCUCAGAUCCUUCUGCUCUGUCAAGUGACCGGUUUAACUUCAUCCUGGCAGAUACUAGCAGUGACCGCCUCUUCACAGUGAAUGAUGUCAAAAUUGGAGGUUCCAAGUAUGGCAUCAUAAACCUGCAGGGUCUGAAGUCCCCCACGUUCAAGGUGCACAUGCAUGAGAACCUCUACUUCACCAACAGGAAGGUGAACUCUGUGUGCUGGGCCUCACUCAGUCACUUGGAUUCCCACAUCCUGCUGUGCCUCAUGGGCCUUGCAGAGACACCAGGCUGUGCCACCCUGCUCCCAGCAUCACUGUUUGUUGGUAGUCACCAAGGUACAGACCAGCCUGGCAUGCUCUGCAGUUUCCGGAUCCCUGGCGCCUGGUCCUGUGCCUGGUCCCAGAACAUCCACGUAGAUAACUGCUUCAGUACAGGUUUGUCUAGGAGGGUCCUGUUGACCAACGUGGUGACAGGACACCGGCAGUCAUAUGGGAUCAGCAGUGAUGUCUUGACUCAGCAAUUUGCAAUGAAGACUCCCUUACUGUUUAAUGGCUGCCGUUCUGGGGAGAUCUUUGCCAUUGACCUACGUUCUCCAAAUCAAGCCAAAAGCUGGAAGGCCAUGCACAUUUUCCAUGACUCAGCAGUGACAUCUGUGCGGGUCCUCAAGGAAGAUCAAUACCUGAUGGCAUCAGACAUGGCCGGAAAGAUCAAGCUGUGGGACCUGAGGGCCACCAAAUGUGUGCGGCAGUAUGAAGGUCACGUGAAUGAGUAUGCCUACCUGCCCCUGCAUGUGCAUGAGGAGGAAGGAAUUAUGGUGGCAGUGGGCCAAGACUGCUACACAAGAAUCUGGAGCCUCCAUGAUGCCCAGCUGCUCAGAACCAUACCUUCCCCGUGCCCCACCGCCAAGGCCAACAUUCCUAGUGUGGCCUUUUCUCCUCGCCUUGGGGGUCUCCGGGGAUCCCCAGGGUUGCUCAUGGCCGUCCAGCAGGACCUUUACUGUUUCUCCUACAGCUCAUUCUGUCCAAGCGAUCUGGAGGAAGGCAGGUGGGAGUGAAUGGCAGCUUCCGUUUCUAGUGAGGACUUUUUAAAUGGUGCUUGAUGUAUUCAGAUGUUAUCUUUCUAGCUUGCGGGCAGUGCAAAAUGGUUGGCUCAGCUGUUCAGAGCAUUGGCUGCAGAGGACCUGAGCCCUAUUCCCAGCACCCACAGCAGCCCACAACUGUCUUCAACUCCAGUUCCAGAGAAGCCAACACCCUCUUCUUCCCCUGGACCAGGCAUGCAUGUGUAGACGUAACAUGCAGGCAGAAUACCCAUAUACAUAAAGUAUAGUUUUAUUCCAAUCAGCAUAUAUGGAAUAACUUCAGUAAAGCAGCGGUUAAAUUGUGGCCUCGGAGCAUGAAAUAAAAGGCCUUGUCAUGAGAGGUAUUUACUGGCUUUUCCUAUUGCCUUCCUUAGAGACUUUACCCCUUCACUGGCUAAACAGACUAUGGAACGAAGAUUGGCCAAACAAAUGCAGGCCCUGGAGCCAGGCAUGGGGGUACAAAGGGAGCGGCGGGCAUGGCUUUGUGUCUGAGGACUCACUGGCUUUGAAGCCAUUACACACUGCCUUCUCAGACAGUGUCAGUGAGUCCUGGAGUCUUCUGUUACUGUGCAAGGCAUUAGAAGGGGAAGAUGGAGUCAGAGAGGCAGAGGCAGGCAGGUCUACAAAAAAGCAAAAAAAAAAAAAAAAAAAAAAAAAAAGGGUGGGAAGAUGGAGCUUUUCAAGUGCUCUGGCUCCAAACAAUCCUCGUGCCUUCUUGAGUUUUCCAGGAUGGAAGGGACAGCAGCUUCUGUUACAGUGACUUGAGUGUCAGUUCUAAAGCCCAAGACCAAAUUUGACUUUUUUAUGAUCUUGGAACUGCAGUUUAUGAAUAGUGUUAAAGUCCUUUCUACCAACCAAUAAAGUAAAAAGAGGUGUG
Molecule: messenger RNA, 2527 nt
Organism: Arvicola amphibius (Eurasian water vole)
Lineage: Eukaryota; Metazoa; Chordata; Mammalia; Rodentia; Cricetidae
Gene: Dcaf4
Product: DDB1 and CUL4 associated factor 4
Exons: 14
Coding region: 100-1626 (508 amino acids)
Cellular component (GO): Cul4-RING E3 ubiquitin ligase complex
Molecular function (GO): protein binding
Source: RefSeq, a predicted model, not a curated record